Molecule: messenger RNA, 3888 nt
Organism: Pimephales promelas (fathead minnow)
Lineage: Eukaryota; Metazoa; Chordata; Actinopteri; Cypriniformes; Leuciscidae
Gene: oprd1b
Product: opioid receptor, delta 1b
Biological process (GO): neuropeptide signaling pathway; G protein-coupled opioid receptor signaling pathway
Cellular component (GO): plasma membrane; neuron projection
Molecular function (GO): G protein-coupled enkephalin receptor activity; neuropeptide binding
Source: RefSeq, a predicted model, not a curated record
AUGCACAGCAGCACGCGCAGUUGGAAGUCGAGUGCGCUCGCGAGCAGAUGAGAAGAGAAGAGAAAAGGAGGGCUGCGUAAAGUGACCAGUGGAGUUGUCCUUCUAGCUGACGUUCUAUAUCUUUCUAAACCUUUUAGAAUAACGAUAUAGGUUUUAUUGUUCCAGUUUUUGAGUCACAUUAGAAUACGUUUGGCAUUGUACAAGGAGAGCGCAUGAUGGAGCCUCCAACAGUAACUGUUAAUGAUUUUUUCGAACAGUAUCAUUCAAUUCUCCACAACUCAAGCUUUAUGGAGGAACCAGCAGGACUUCAGUCCAACUGGAGCGAGGGCAGCGAGCCGAAGGCGGUGAGAGGCAGCAGUGCGGUCGCUAUCGCUGUGUGCAUCACUGCGCUGUAUUCAAUCAUUUGCGUGGUGGGACUGUUUGGAAAUAUUCUGGUUAUGUACGGUGUGGUCAGGUACACAAAGAUGAAGACAGCUACCAACAUUUACAUCUUUAAUCUGGCUUUGGCCGAUGCAUUAGCCACCAGUACUCUACCCUUCCAGAGUGCCAAAUACCUCAUGGGCACCUGGCCAUUCGGUGAGCUGUUGUGCAAAGUGGUCAUGGCUAUUGACUACUACAACAUGUUUACCAGUAUUUUCACAUUGACGAUGAUGAGUGUGGACCGUUACAUUGCCGUGUGCCAUCCAGUGAGAGCCCUGGACUUCCGCACACCUGUCAAAGCAAAGAUCAUCAACAUCUGCAUUUGGAUUCUGUCCUCUGCUGUCGGCAUCCCAGUCAUGUAUAUGGCCGUUACAUUUACAGAUAAAGGCAAAACGAUCUGCAUGUUGAAAUUCCCAGACUCAAAUUUUCAGUAUUGGGAUACUGUGACCAAGAUCUGUGUUUUCAUUUUUGCCUUUGUGGUUCCCGUCUUGGUCAUCACCAUCUGUUAUGGUCUAAUGAUCUUUCGCCUUAAGAGUGUGCGCUUGUUGUCUGGCUCCAAAGAGAAGGACAGGAACCUCCGGCGUAUUACCCGCAUGGUAUUGGUGGUGGUUGCAGCCUUCAUCAUCUGCUGGACCCCUAUCCAUAUCUUCAUCAUCGUCAGGACUGUGGUGGAGAUCAACAACAAGAAUCUGCUCAUAGCCACCUGCUGGCACCUGUGUAUUGCUCUUGGCUACAUGAACAGCAGCCUCAAUCCGGUCUUGUACGCAUUCCUGGAUGAAAACUUCAAGAGGUGCUUCAGAGAAUUCUGUGUGCCCUUUCGUUCCCGCAUGAAGCACAGCAGCUUUUCAAGAGCUCGUAGCGCCACGAGAGAGCCCAUCUCAGUGUGUGCCAAGUCUGAUUCAAUAAAGCAGCCCACAUGACUAGACCUGGACCAGAUGCCUCCUGGGACGCAACCAAGGACACAAAAAGACCUGCAGUCUGAGAUAACCCAGUUCUCCACCACUGAGUUUUAAACUCCUGUGAAAUUAAUCUAAGUUGGCGACAAGCUUGUAUACAGAAAGGCAAAAUACUGGUUCGUUUGUAGGAAGAUAAUCUGCAAAAUGUUUUCCAAAGUGAGGAAAUUAGAUCAUUUGGACCAUCAAGAUUCUAAUCAUGCAGUGGGAAAAACAAAAAAUGUGGCCUUGGAAUAGUCAACAGGAAAUCUGCAUUCAUUAAUGGUAUGUGAGCCAUCAAAGUGGAUUCCCGUAAUUGGAUUUUUAAAUAAAAGUGAAUGUGUGUCCCUGGGAUUUGUGGGAUCUUGUUACUGAAAUACAUUAUUACUGGGGCCAAACGAUGUACUGAACACACAAAUUCAGUUCCUCAAACAACAAAAUAAGUCGUAAGAUGGAAGUUUCAUUCAAAGGGACAAAAAUGCUCACUUUUCACAGAACAAUGAAAAUGUACAGAAGUCUUUUUUCACACCAUAAUGAAAGGAUUUCAUUAAAUCUGAGAAGAAAGAUAUAUGGAGAAAGAGAUGUGUCGGAUACAGAGAAUGGACCAAAAUUUCAUGGUUUGCAGGAUGACAGAAUACUUUCUUCAGGAUCGCUGUUAAAAUACACUGUUAUAAACUCUUGACACAAUGUUCAUUUCAUGGUGCUUGAGAAGGUGUAAUGUUGUGCUAUACUGAAGGUGUUUGAUAACCUUUGAGUGUACAGCAUUUAGACAUAGUCUGAGUCUAUCACGUAGAUAUUUUCUUAGUUAUUUGUCAUGAAGUAUUUAGUGCAACAAUUCUUGCAUUUCAUUGCUAUUAGUGCAGAAUGGCUGUUUGUUGACCUUCUUCAAAUCCACAUCUAAAAUUUUAUUUUGUGAUAUUAGCGUCUUAUUCUAAACGUCAGCUUUGCUGUAAAACGAGUUUAGUUUCUUGAGCUGUUAUAAACAAACUUUUUCCAGUCAGGAAAUGUGUUUAUGUAUUAGCAGUGAGUAUUUCUUUUCUGUAGAACCUGUAUAUACUUUUGCAAAAUGGUUGCAUAUUUCCUCAUGAAUCAAAUUUUUAUGGAUGCAUGGCAAUUAGACGUCACCAUUGUUUAUCUGAACUGUCAGUGUGAAAGCUAAAGUAACCUAUUACCAUUUUUCUGUAGAUUGCAUGGGUGUUGGGGGGGAAAAAACAAUUUUCACUUCCCACAUGAUGAGUGUGCCUUAGUAUCUAAAAUAUACAUUCAUCAUCUCAUAUAUUGAAUGGCUUAUCAUUCAAUAUAUGAUAUGAUGAAUGUAUAUUUUAGAUAUAUUGAAUGAUAGGCCUGUCACUCUUCUUAAAGCUGUUUUAAAGAUUUAAAUUUUGUUUGGAAAAAAUUAAACACAAAAGCCCUAAAAAAGCUGUUUUUCCACUGGUACUUGUAAAGGUUUUGCAUAAUCUCUUCAGCAGACAACCUAUAGACCCCUUUUUGCAAUAUAUUGGAUAAGUGCUUUGAGUAAAGUAGCUGGAGCCUUCUAGUGCGUGUAUGCUAAAAUCCACACCAAAAAAUUGAUGCAUUUGAUGUGGAAAAGUGUUUGGGAACCAAAUGUUAGGGUCUAAGCAGACGUACCGUACGCACUUUCCUUCGUGGCAGAGAGUCUGAGAACUGUAGAUAUUUGAAAAUGUAAAGAUUAGGCUACCUAUUAUGCAAAAAUCACUUUUACAAAGUGUUUGAACAUAAAAAUGUGUUGGCAGUGUGUGUAAACCAAAUACGGUUCACUUCUAUUACUCAUGAAUGGGAGAAACUGCAACACGCAGUAUGGCGGAAUACAUCCCACCUUCUAAGAAAAAAGCCAAUCACUGAUUGGUAAAGUCAUUACAUCACUGCAGCUGCCGUUAGAAGCCCCGGUUCCCAGAGAAACUUGAGACCAUAGACUGUAGGCUUGUAGCGUUGCAAAUAUGGCCGCAGAGUGAACAGAUUUUCCUUGACACGAACUUUGGCAUAAACACCCACUAUGGAUACAGGUCCACCCACUCCUUUUAAUUAAUCCCCAUAAAUCAUAAGCAGUGUCUCAGAACACGGCGUUUGCAGAUCCUGGGCAAAGUGAUGUCACUUUGUACAGGCCCCGCCCACAACUGCUGACAGACUCUGCCAUAUUAGCAUAGACCUGCCCUGAGCGAGGAGUACACUGUCAGUACCAACUGUUGGUGAUCCAGUCUCCGGAGCCAUACUGGUUACAGCAGUAAUGAAUGGGAGAGCAAAUAUUUUAUUGCAGUUCAGUUGCAUCUGAGAUGUUUACAUGUAUUAAGUUUACCAGUUUAUUGAGCAACCCCCGAAAAGGCAUAAGGUCUGUAUAUAUUUGUUUACUGUUAGUCAUAACGAGUUGUUUUGUGUAAUUCGCUGUGUAUGUUUAUGGGUAAGAAUUUAAUGCGCACUUCUUGUACUGUGUUCUAUUCAACUCUUACGGUGAUUUUCUGCAGGUGAAAACAGAUGCUUCAUUUUUUGUGUGAUAUACAAUAAACUCAUGCAGCAUAUA